This is a messenger RNA of Xiphias gladius (swordfish), 890 nucleotides long. Its product is annotated as heat shock protein beta-11-like. The record is from RefSeq and is a predicted model, not a curated record. Gene Ontology annotation, biological process: response to heat; protein refolding. The transcript has a single exon. Lineage: Eukaryota; Metazoa; Chordata; Actinopteri; Istiophoriformes; Xiphiidae. Gene Ontology annotation, molecular function: protein folding chaperone. Bases 98 to 757 code for a protein of 219 amino acids.
AUAAACAGCAGGGUGGCAGGACAUCAGACAGACAAACAGUCAGACUCCAGGCUGAAGCUGCUGAUCUGAAACCAGACCUCCGAAAGCCACCGACAGAAUGUUGUGUCCCAGCGUCUUCCAGCCGUCCCCCGUCACCAUGAGCCCUUUCCUGGACCUGCACUGGCCCGUCCGCAGCCUGUGGCCCGAGACCCGGCCGCUCUUUUACCACAUCGAGCAGGAGAUGAUCCGCCACAUGCAGGAGAUGAGGCACAGCAUGGAGUACAUGGAGAGGCUGCACCAUAAGAUCUUCGACGAGAUCGACCAGACGUCCUCCUCCACGGGGUCCUUCAAGCCCAUCGCCUUCCAGGACCUGGGGAGGGAUGGCAGCAGCUUCGCCCUCAGCCUGGACACUAAGGAGUUCUCCCCGGAGGAGCUAUCAGUCAAACAGGUGGGCAGGAAGCUGAGGGUGAGCGGCAGGACGGAGAAGAAGCAGGAGGACGGCAAGGGCUCCUACUCCUACAGGUGUCAGGAGUUCAGGCAAGAGUUCGACCUGCCAGACGGCGUCGACCCCGAGGCCGUCACCUGCUCGCUGGCGGGAGGCCGGCUGCAGAUCCAGGCGCCCCGGGAGAGAGCGCUGCUUGAUGGGAAAGAGAGGGUCGUCCCCAUCAGCGUCACCUCGGCGCCAGCCAUCACCUCCUCCUCCUCCUCCUCCACCAGCGGGGGACCGGAGGGGAGCGGCGCCGCCUCCUCAGAGAGCGCCGCUGCUGAGAAGAACUGAGCUGAAAACGCAGUGAACCAUCUCGUCUAUUCACUUAUCUCUGUUGUUGCAGUGUGGUUUUGCUGUGUCUGUCAGGCGGAGGGAACGUGAGGCUGAUAUUAUUUUUCUAAUAAACUUCUCAUGUGAUGUUCAA